Messenger RNA from Populus trichocarpa (black cottonwood), 2003 nucleotides. RefSeq names its product extensin-like. NCBI's taxonomy places the organism in Eukaryota, Viridiplantae, Streptophyta, Magnoliopsida, Malpighiales, Salicaceae. Bases 61 to 1737 code for a protein of 558 amino acids. The transcript is spliced from 2 exons. The record is from RefSeq and is a predicted model, not a curated record.
UUCCUUGUUCAGAAGCUAAUUAGUGAGAGCAAGUGUGAUUAUCGGGAAGAGUUCGAAAGGAUGGCAUCACCAUCUCGGCGUCAUCUUGUGCAUGCCAUGGUUUUCGGCUUACUAGCAAUUAACGUGGCGGCCAAUAUUUAUGAUAAUGAGGAACCUCCUAGGCCACCUCAUGAUCACGAAGACCCACCAUUACCAUAUAAUCAUAAAAACUCUCUAUUUCUGCCAUCAGGACUUCUUCAUCGAGGAACACCGCCGCCGCCGCCUCGAUCACCACCACCUCCAAAUAAGAAGAAAACGCCCCCACCACCUCCAAAAAAGAAGAAAACACAAUCACCUCCACCACCAGCAAAGUCUCCACCCCCGCCACCACCAGCGAAGUCUCCACCAUUGCCAUCAGCUUCACCUCCGACCUCAUCUUCAGCUCCCAUUUUACCUCCAUUGCCUUCUAAAAUUUCUCCAGUUACACCCCCUUCAAAAGUUCCACCAUCCCCAUCCCCGGCUUCCAAUUUAUCUCCAUCUCCUCCUUAUACUUCACCAGCAUCCCCUCCGAGAAUUCCCCCCAUUCCAUCUCCAUCCCCAACUCCUAAUUUAUCUCCUUCGCAUCCUUAUACUCCCCCGACAUCCUCUCCAAAAGUUUCACCAUCCCCAUCCCCAACUCCCAAUUUAUCUCCAUCACAUCCUUAUACUCCCCCGACAUCCCCUCCAAGAAUUUCACCCAUUCCAUCACUGUCCCUAACUCCCAAUUUAUCUCCAUUACAUCCUUAUACUCCACCGACAUCCUCUCCAAAAGUUUCACGAUUUCCAUCACCAUCCCCAACUCCCAAUUCAUCUCCAUCACAUCCUUAUACUCCCCCGACAUCCCCUCCAAGAAUUUCACCCAUUCCAUCCCCAUCCCCAUCCCCAUCCCCAACUCCUAAUUUAUCUCCAUCACAUCCUUAUACUCCCCCGACAUCCUCUCCAAAAGUUUCACCACCCCCAUCCCCAACUCCCAAUUUAUCUCCAUCACAUCCUUAUACUCCCCCGACAUCCCCUCCAAGAAUUUCACCCAUUCCAUCCCCAUCCCCAUCCCCAUCCCCAACUCCUAAUUUAUCUCCAUCACAUCCUUAUACUCCCCCGACAUCCUCUCCAAAAGUUUCACCAUCCCCAUCCCCAACUCCCAAUUUAUCUCCAUCACAUCCUUAUACUCCCCCGACAUCCCCUCCAAGAAUUUCACCCAUUCCAUCCCCAUCACCAUCCCCAUCCCCAACUCCCAAUUUAUCUCCAUCACAUCCUUAUACUCCCCCGACAUUCCCUCCAAAAAUUUCACCCAUUCCAUCACCUCCUUAUACUUCUCCUCCACCCCCUCCACCUAUCCUCAAAUCUCCACCUCCUCCGAGGUUUACACUUCCUCCCUUCUUUCACUUUAAAUCCCCGCCACCUCCAUCUCCUUCCCCCCCUCCACCUUUCCUCAAAUCUCCACCUCCUCCGAGGUUUACACUUCCUCCCUUGUUUCACUUUAAAUCGCCGCCACCUCCAUCUCCUUCUCCCCCUCCACCUAUCCUCAAAUCUCCACCUCCUCCGAGGUUUACACUUCCUCCCUUCUUUUACUUUAAAUCCCCGCCACGUCCAUCUCCUUCUCCCCCUCCACAUAUCCUUAAAUUUCCACCUCCUUCGAGGUUUACACUUCCUCCCUUCUUUCACUUUAAAUCUAAAUCCCCGCCUCCUCUAUCUCCAUCACCUCCUUCAUCCAAUAAUUAACCUCCACCUUGUUCAAAAAUAUCUAUCAAAAUUGAUUAUAUAUGGUUAAUGAUGGCAGUGGGUUUCUUCGAAGAGACUUACAUAUUAUAUAAUGCAUGUAUUGAAAAUGUAAUCAGUUGAAGGAAAGUCGAUUGUGCUCCAUCAAUCAUGCCAGAAUAAUAUCAUAGAAAAUUAGUUAUUGUAAUAAUAUAUGGAUAAUAUGGAGGAAAAUAUUAUGUUUGUUGAAAAGCAUUAUAAUACUAAAUGAAUGUCUUUUAUUACGAUAA